AACUCCGCUACUCGAGGAGCUUGGAAUAGCAGCUCGCUUGGAGGAAAAAAGAAAAAACUUGGAAAAUCGUAUUCUGUUCUGAGUCACGAUGAGAGACUUCCUGGUGAGUUUCACGGUUAUGAACGCAUGCUUGUUAUUAUGAACCUUGGGGCUAAAAAUUAUUUUUUAGUCAUGAGCAAAAAGCGCUCACGACGAUUGGACUACAAGUACUCUAACGUGGGACGUAUGGACAUCGAAAUUGACGUAAUGCCUGAAUAUGAAGAGGUGGAAAAUCAUCUGCCAGGAAAAUCCACCAACUUCAAUGCAGUAUGGAAAGUUAUUGCAAACUAUCGUGAAGGUUAUUCAUUGCUCGCAGGUGCAAUUCCGACUACGAUUCUUCGAGCAUUCUUCUACUUGCUCAUUUGUUUUGAAGUCGCUUCAGUGCUUGAAAUCGCGAUAACUCCUGAGGAACAACGCAAUGACCAGAUUUUUAUUGUAGCUGCUGUCUACACAGCCCUGAUUAUCAUCAAAACCAUAUUUGAAGCGCUUGGUAGACUCUUCAUUGCUUUAUAUGGUCAUGGAUUCUGUUCGUGUAUGAGAAGCACAAUGUUCAGAAAGAUUAUGCGCCACGGAUGUGCAUACUUCGACGAGGAAAGGAACAGUCCUGGACGUAUAUUGCAAAGGAUCAUAACCGACUCAUCGACGUUGAACAAAAUUAUGGAAACUAAACUGGACAUUCUCAUACCGGCAGUAAUUUGCCCACUUUUUUCAUUUGCUGCUGCUAUGUACAUCAACUGGAAGAUGGCACUGUUAUGCUCAUUUCAAUUCCCUGCCUACUUCAUUAUUCGAAUUGUGCAAAUGAAGGAAGGAACUAAAAGGCAGAGAGCAAUGGUCGAGGAGGAAAACAAAGCAGCAAAUCUGGCUUCUGUUGUCCUGUCAAAUAUGGGCACGAUCAAGGCGUAUAACCUGCAAGAGCACUUUUAUUCAGUUUUUGCUGAUACACUGGAGCCAUUAGCUCGAGCCAUGAAAAGACAGUCGGUUAUUUCUGCGUUCGUGUUCGCUUGUCAAUACUCCUUCACCUAUAUUCUUAUCGCAAUAACAUUGUUCUUCGGAAAGGUGAUGAUGCUCAACAAUGAAAUAACGGUAUUUGACUACAUGAGGGUUGUCCUGCUAACGCAAUUUGGAGCGAACUUCUUCUCACAGCUAGUCGCAUCUGUUUCGGACAUGUCGAAGGCUCGAGUCGCUGCAGAAAACGUGUUAUCUGUGUUGAAAGAAAGAGCCGUUGAUUUCGACAAUCUCAGUGAGGAAGGACAGCGACCUAAACUAGAGGGAAGCAUAAAAUUGAAGGAUGUCUCGUUCCGAUACCCAACACGGCCUGUCGUUCCUAUUCUUGAGAAGCUGAACUUAGAGAUUAACGCUGGUCAAUCUGUUGCACUCGUCGGUCCGUCCGGGUCUGGUAAGACCUCCGUCAUAGCCCUUAUCCAACGGUUGUACAAUGCCACAGACGGAGAAGUGCUCAUGGACAAGUACAAUGUGAAGUCAAUUAACCCUGCCUAUCUCCGGAGGAUGGUUGUCUCCGUUGGCCAAGAGCCAACACUGUUUUCCUUCACGAUAAAAGUGAGAUCAGACGAAAAGCCUUUGUAUCUGUCUUUGAACUUCAAAAAAUGUGCAUUCAAGGAGAACAUCGCUUACGGUAUGAUGGAAAGCGAAGUGACUAUGGAGAAGAUUGAAGAAGCUGCAAAGAUAGCAAAUAUUCAUGACUUUAUCAUGUCAUUGCCGCAGGGUUACGACACGGAGAUUGGCGAGUUCGGUGCUCAACUUUCUGGAGGUCAAAAGCAACGCAUUGCUAUUGCUAGAGCUAUUGUGCGACGACCUGUCGUGCUUCUUAUGGAUGAAGCGACUGCUGCGUUAGACAGCACAAGUGAAAAGGCUGUUCAGUUGGCCCUCGAGAAAGCUGGCAAAACAUGUACUUCUUUACAGAUUGCUCAUCGGCUUUCCUCGAUACGGGGUGUGGAUAAAAUCUGUGUGCUCGUCGAUGGUGCCAUUGCUGAAGAGGGUACUCACGAUGCGCUGAUCGCCAAGCGAGGACUGUACUACAACAUGACACAGUCAGCCUAA
Molecule: messenger RNA, 2097 nt
Organism: Ostertagia ostertagi
Lineage: Eukaryota; Metazoa; Nematoda; Chromadorea; Rhabditida; Trichostrongylidae
Source: the annotation of a GenBank genome assembly